Molecule: messenger RNA, 2136 nt
Organism: Neoarius graeffei (lesser salmon catfish)
Lineage: Eukaryota; Metazoa; Chordata; Actinopteri; Siluriformes; Ariidae
Gene: fbxo40.1
Product: F-box protein 40, tandem duplicate 1
Exons: 3
Coding region: 28-2052 (674 amino acids)
Cellular component (GO): cytoplasm
Molecular function (GO): protein binding; ubiquitin protein ligase activity; zinc ion binding
Source: RefSeq, a predicted model, not a curated record
CUUUGAUUAGCCCACUGAUUUAUAGAUAUGGGAAGAAAAAAUACUUCAGGCUCCAAACUUCAUAAACACUGUGAGAGCUGUCACAACAGACGCUGUAAAGUUCCCAUAGAGAUCUCUGUGUCAUGCAUGAUCAUCAACUGCCGCUUGCUGUGUGGUGCCUCCUUUCACAUGUGCAAAGAGGAUGAACACAUACUGCUGUGUCCUAAUGAAAAGGUGCCCUGCAUCAAUGCACACUACGGCUGCCCUUUCACCAUGUGUCGCUCAAAGCUGGCCAAACACCUAGAAGUGUGUCCUGCUAGUGUGGUGGUCUGCUCAGUGGAGUGGAACCGUUGGCCGAUUGAAGAAGCAGAUCCUCCUGAGUUCUACAAGAAUAUCUUGAAGGAGGACUACACUCAGGAGCCUCUGGACCUUUCCAUGGCACUGCGGGACCAGAGGCAGCUGUUUCAGUCUCUCAAAAUGAAGGCUCUUUUUCCUGAACUUAUUGAAAAGAUUGAGGAGAAAUUUGUCAUUCAGGAACUUGAAGGAGCUGUUGGAGGGAUAUCUAAAGAUGUGCAAGAAGCCCCAACAUCUAUAAGUGCUGUCUCAGAUCUUGAACCUCAGGAGAGGGAGUUAACCCAGGAAGAGAGAGAGGCGCUAGCAAGGGACACAAAUAUAUCAGGCAUUGAUAGGUAUGAUAUUUGGGAGAAGAUGUUCAGUAUGGAGCUGAGUGGUUGCAAGCACACCAUAAAGUCGCUAGGCACCAACCCUGUUUCCAAAAGCAAAGAGCUGAAACCCCAAGCAAAUCCAAGCAAACUGGAGAUCCUAAAAGAGGAGACGGAAACACAAUUUGGGAAUUCAGGCACACUUACUUAUAUGCCACAUUUUAAUCCAUAUGAAAUGGAUGAAGAUAAAUUUCUGAAAGCAGCAUCCUUAUUUGCAUGUGACACACGUCCAAAGAAGACAUUUGUAUACGAAUAUUUGGAACCCAUGAAGAUUAAAACUGUGCGCACGUUCCAAGUUCCUACCAGCUUUAAAGCAAGGCCAAGUCGUAUACGCAAUCCUUUUCAUUACAAAAAAGAUAGCAGAGCCGUUGACACAGCAGACCUGAACAUUGAAAUGGGGGACAUGCCAAAAUGGGAUGAGGUUCAAGCAACUCUUCUGUGCUCUCUGGAGAAGGAACUCAGAGGUCACCUUAUUGCAGAGUCCAGUUCUGCAGAUGCACUUCUUAGAGAUGAAGGAACUCAGACUUACGACUUUUACUCCGCUCCUUUCAAAGCAGAUGCGUGUCUGGCAGAUCUUACAACUGACAGGGCUCUGCAGCUUCAUGUACAGAUACAAACCGAGAGCGUCACCAAUAGACAUAACAAAUGCAGCUCUGCAUUCACAUACCUCUGCAGCCAUUCAUACAGACGAGAUGAGUUUUCUUCUCACUAUAAGAACGUUCACUCAGAUAUCCAGUUCUGUUUAAACGGCUGGUUUGAACACAGGUGUCCUCUGGCUUAUUUGGGUUGCACCUUCAGCCAGAGGCAGCUCCGACCUUUCACACACAAAGCCACGGUCUCCUAUGAUAAAGACCUCAGCACAUUCUCUCUCAGACCUGAGGUGCCAUCCAUUCUCUAUGAAGGUGUGACAAUGGUGACUACAGAGAGAAAGCGAGCUCGGAACCAGGAUGCUUUGAGCAAGUUGCCUUUUGAGGUUCUCAUCCACAUUGCUGGGUUUCUGGAUAGCUUUACACUGUCUCAGCUGGCUCUUGUAUCCCGGUUAAUGAGAGAGGUGUGCGGGAUUUUGCUGCAAGAAAGAGGCAUGGUCUCGCUUAAGUGGGAGAAGAAAAUCUAUUCACACGGUGGAUGGUGCUGGAGAACUAGACAUAAGGUCUGGGAAUUCAGCAACUUGUUUUCUCCUGUGGAUAACUGGUGCUUGGAUAAGUUCCCAUCAAUGUCUGAGCAUCUUAAGGUCUGCCCUUAUUAUGAGACAGAGAACAGAACAGAACCUGUAUUCUUAACUGGUGUCUAUGAUUGUAAAGAAGAAGAAAAAGCUCAGAGUCUUGUGUCCAUGUUUAUCAAGAAUAAAUGAUAUUUGCAUUGCAAGUGAGGAAAAUAAUCAACAGCAGGGUCAUAAGAUGCAGCCUGAUGUGAAGCGGAGUUACUGUUAUAACUC